AUGGCCCUGCCUUUACUACUGCCAACUUGGCAGCAAAGAGACCUUGCUCGUGAGAGGGAAACUUUCAGAUAUGAUCCAUCGUUGGUAGCAAACUCUGUUCUCAACUCAACUGAUGAUCUUAUCCCUCCUCACAAUCUCACUACUUCAUCUGAUGCCACCUUGACAUCAUUUUGUCAACUCGCAGCUCUACGUCUUAAUGCCUCAAGAGCUCUAGUCUCACUCUUUGAUCGCUCCAGCCAGUAUGUUGUUGCGGAAGCAACACAGUCUGGUCGUCUCGUUCCAAACUCCCCCUCCCACAGCCCUGACCAGGAUUUGUGGCUGUGCGGAACACAUUUCCCACGUUCGUUUGGAGUUUGCGAACAAGUUAUACAAGAAUGCGCACAGUCAUCAAAAUCAGAACCUCAGGUUACAGUAAUCAACGAUCUUGUCGAACACAAGACAUUAUGCCUACGACCCUACUGCCAUGGAUGGCCCAACAACCGGUUCUACGCCGGCAUACCGCUCACUACCCCAAGAGGGAUUGUCAUUGGUGUCCUUUGCGUUUUCGACUCGCAGCCGAGAUCAGGCUUGGAUGAUAAAUCGAAAACAAUUCUGCAGGACCUCUCUCAAUGCAUCAUGUCACAUCUUGAAGACCGUCGCGUCAGCGAGCGAUACCGUCAAGCAGAUCGUGUGACGCGCGGUAUCCGACGUUUCUUCCAUGGGCGCACCAGCAAAACAGAACUUCAACGUGAUCGACUGCUUGCAGCUGAACCGAGACUUCGCACUCCAGGAGCAGAAUUUAGCCCACAGUUCAAUCGUUCGACUGAUACCAGACACGGGGACGACCGACUGUCCAGCACAUGUGCCAGCGCUGCUGAUAUCAUGCGCGAUGCCCUCGAGGUCGACGGCCUUUUACUUCUAGAUGCCUCGCACUCUCAUCGAAGUCCAGGAGCAGAGUUAAAAGACCCCCUUGGCGCACCGAAAGAUUCUCAGCUCGCUGCUGACGAUCUAUGCCCCGUCUUCGGCUCUUCUGUCACAGCCGAGUUGAGGCAAGAAGCAAGUUCCUAUUUCGGACAUUCGAGCCUGCACACCUCCGUUUUGCGAAGAUUACUUCACUAUUGCCCCCGCGGAACGAUAUGGACCUUUGACAGUUCCGAAGGUGACGCCAGCGAUAAUUACGAUAAUCCAAGCGAUGAAAUAUCCUCGGAAGCCUCUGACGAUGACCGCAUUACAGAGGAGACAGAUGAAUCAUCACCGAUCGACCAAGAGUCAGCAAUACAACAUCACAAAAAAAGACAACAACUGAGGAAGGAUAUACAGACGCUUCUUCCUGGUGCAAAGAGUGUGGCUUUCUUCCCCAUCUGGAAUGCUCAGAAACGGCGCUGGUUCGCCGGUGGUUUCGCUUAUACCAAUAAGUCGAGCAGAAUGUUUUCACCUAAACGGGAGCUAAGUUACUUGCGAGCUCUCGGGACGGUCCUAAUGGCCGAAGUGUCGUUCAUCAAAGAGCGUGAAGUGGAACACUCCAAAUUGGAUGUUCUGGACUCCAUCUCCCACGAACUACGGUCACCGCUCCAUGGUAUCUUCUUUGGUACAGGGGUACUGCGUUCUGGCAAUCUCAACUCGUCCCAAAACGACGCUCUAUUGUCUGUUGAGGCCUGCAGUCAGACUUUACUGGACACUAUCGAUCAGAUUCUUGACUGGAGCAAGAUCAACCAUUUCACAACGUCGCUUCAAAAGAGCUCUGGGUACACCCAUACAGAUGUCGACAGUCGUGUACUUCGCUCUUCUCGGACCAACAGUAUGGAGGCUGGUAUGAUGAGCAUCGCGUCUGAUGUUGACCUCCCACAGUUGAUCGAGGAUGUUAUCGAGAGCGUACAUGUGGGACACGAGUUCCAGAAACAUACCCUAGGAACUUCAGGCGAUAGUGUCAGAUUGGUAGUUCAUUUCGAACCAAGCCCGAACUGGAGAUUUCACGUACAACCCGGCGCAAUCCGACGCAUCGUGAUGAACAUCCUUGGAAACUCGCUACGAUUUACUUCUAGUGGUGCCAUCCACGUCCGGGUCGGACAAUCAGAAACUGAUGAUGUUUCAGUGCGUCUUGUAACGCUCACUAUCAGUGACACAGGCUGCGGUAUGAGCAGCGAGUUUCUCACAAAUGAGCUCUUCAGUCCUUUCACCCAGCAAAACAUGAUGGACGCGGGCACUGGACUAGGUUUGAGUAUCGUGAGACGCAUUACGCAGAACCUUGGCGGAAACGUCGAGGUUCAGAGUUUAGUCUCAGUUGGCACUGCCGUGCGCGUCACGUUACCUCUGCAGGUAACCGACAAGAUGUCCCAGGGAACCAACACGAAUUUGCAACAAGAGGUGAACAAAGGCCUGGAAGGACUGAGAGUCUCCAUCCUAGGGCUCCAGGACUCGAAGGUUGAGAACAACCCCGAUCUUGGGUGGGAUUCUAUGACGAGCGAGAAGGAUUGCAUUUCAGCUAUUUGUCGAGAUUGGUUGGGCUCGCAUAUCGUUGAUAUACCCGAUGUGCAGCAUCAACACCCUCAUGUUAUGCUUUGUGAUGAGCGCUCUUUGGACAGAGCGAAGCUUCUCAUACAACUGAAUGAGUCGACGUCGUUCAUGGUCAUCUGUGAUGAUCCUGUUGUUGCUCGGAAGCUUGAGAUGGAACAGGCCGACAAUGGCAACUCAGACAGCGACCGGGUGGUCCUUUUCACACAUCGACCUGUCGGGCCUCGAAAACUAAAGAGGCUUUUGUCCCGUUUCAACAAAGACCAGAAAGCCUCAAGACCGAAAUUGAGCGAUCCAACAGCCUCGGGGAGUAUCAAUCUACACGCGAUUGAGGCGUUGAAAGUACGACUAGAUCCUCCUACGCCACCAGAUGUUGACUGCGAGAAGCGAGAUGGCCCUGGAUUCCAUCUUCCCGCAGCUUCGGAAUGGAUUUCAUCUCAACAAUCUCCCCGUUCACCUAUCACGACACCACCAGAAAAACCUAAUCCCAUUAACGAUGCAGGAUCAACAGGGGAAACAUUCUUGCUCGUUGAUGAUAAUCCCAUUAACCUCAAAAUGCUCAUCAUGUUUAUGAAAAAGUUGAAACUUCAGUACAGCACAGCUUCCAACGGCGAAGAAGCUGUGACCAAGUACAAAGAGAACCCGGCGAGUUACAAGUGCGUGUUUAUGGAUAUAUCAAUGCCCGUCAUGAAUGGGUUUGAAGCCACGCGUCAUAUACGUACCUUUGAGGCUGAGUGUUCUAUUCCGAAGUGUAAUAUUUUUGCACUUACUGGUUUGGCGUCGCGCGAUGCUCAACAGGAGGCGGUUUUGAGUGGUAUUGACUUAUUUUUGACAAAGCCUAUCGCGUUGGCUGAGAUGAAGCAUUUAUUGGAGUCUAAGGAGUUGAUUUGA
This is a messenger RNA of Fusarium poae, 3381 nucleotides long. RefSeq lists its product as uncharacterized. Lineage: Eukaryota; Fungi; Ascomycota; Sordariomycetes; Hypocreales; Nectriaceae. Gene Ontology annotation, molecular function: protein binding; phosphorelay sensor kinase activity. The transcript has 3 exons. The record is from RefSeq and is a predicted model, not a curated record. The coding region runs from base 1 to 3381 and encodes 1126 amino acids. Gene Ontology annotation, biological process: phosphorelay signal transduction system; phosphorylation.